Messenger RNA from Penicillium hordei, 1092 nucleotides. RefSeq lists its product as uncharacterized. Lineage: Eukaryota; Fungi; Ascomycota; Eurotiomycetes; Eurotiales; Aspergillaceae. Bases 1 to 1092 code for a protein of 363 amino acids. The record is from RefSeq and is a predicted model, not a curated record. The transcript is spliced from 2 exons.
AUGGCCACUGUUUCGGGUGUCAAUCCAUCCCCAAAUUGCCUUCUAUGCGGGUUGGAGAUUUCCAGUAUGAUUUACUCCCAAAGGGUGAAUCCAACCUGUUCCGGUGUCUUGUUCAGAGAGAAUCAGUGGAAACAUUACAAGAAAGACAAACUGGAGCAUGUGAUGGUCCCAUCAAAGGAGGUCGAAGAGGUAGAUUUCGCGAAGUAUCCCAGCAUGUGGUCGUGUACGUGUCGAGCUAUAAUCAAAGGGCCUAAUACCAAGUACUUUCUGAGUGGAAUCACUGUAACUGGAGAACAUUAUACUGAUCCUUACUUCAUUCCAAAAGACCGCGGCAUAGCGCGAAUCGGUGGGAGAACAAAAAAUCCCCAAUACUAUAGUGGUACCUUCGUUCAGUUCUAUGCAGCAAGCAUCAAAAGACAACUGAAUCGUUUCAAAGGCCAAAAUGUCGGAUUCGUUGUCCAUGCCCACUGCUGGGCUCUUCUCAACCACAUUAUUCCAACAACGUUGGUUGAAAAGAAAUUCGAGAAAUUCGUUCGUGCUGCCCGAAAAUACUGGCGUGACCAUGAAGAAUGGGGAAUUUAUGAUUAUUCGCUCAGAUCAUGGAAGCAUCAUGGCUCAAUUGGUGUUCAUCCGGGGUUCGAGCAUGGAUGCGAUAUCUACAAGAAUCCUUUCAUAGUGCCUGAGGUUCGAAAAGCAAUCCAAAAGGCAAUUAACAGCGCAACAAAGACCAAGGAUAAAUGCAUACGGUCCAGGUGCAGUCCAAUACCAUUGGAAGUCGCAAUUAUGAUUGCCGAGUGGACUUGCCCGAUCGACUAUACACCGGCGGAUGUGAAGAACACACGGAAUAUGCUUUCUGCGUGGCACUGGACUUUGCCUGAUUGGUUUUGGAAGAGGCGGUUGAAAGAGGAUAUAUUCAUUGAGUUGAUCUCAUUCCGGGAAUCCAACCAUUCAAUCGAUUGGCAGGCCCUACGGCUUGAUUUGAUGGGUCUUGUUUCUGAUCGGGAAUGGUAUCUUUACAGCGGCUUGCCGAAUCGUGAGCGAGUGCUUGGCUUUAUGACUGCUAUCAAGGCGAAUUUUCUCAAAACGUCAUGA